Cladophialophora bantiana CBS 173.52 is the source of this 204-nucleotide messenger RNA. RefSeq lists its product as uncharacterized. The record is from RefSeq and is a predicted model, not a curated record. Lineage: Eukaryota; Fungi; Ascomycota; Eurotiomycetes; Chaetothyriales; Herpotrichiellaceae. The coding region runs from base 1 to 204 and encodes 67 amino acids. The transcript has 2 exons.
AUGGCGACCGAGGGCGCAACGAGAGCGUCUGGUGUGCCUUCACUGGUGCUGCACACUGGUGCUAUACUUGAGAAGAUUGUUAAGCGCGAGUUCGUGGAUCUCUGGUGUCUAGCCCAGAAGCUAGAGUCAGCUGGUUUCAAGAGAUAUCUCAGGGACAAGGGUAAAGAAUGCUUUUGGAGAAUGCGACUAUCUAUCCUGUUUUGA